Messenger RNA from Leishmania mexicana MHOM/GT/2001/U1103, 828 nucleotides. Its product is annotated as putative autophagocytosis protein. Gene Ontology annotation, cellular component: cytosol; cytoplasmic ubiquitin ligase complex. Gene Ontology annotation, molecular function: Atg8-family ligase activity. The coding region runs from base 1 to 828 and encodes 275 amino acids. The transcript has a single exon. The record is from RefSeq and is a predicted model, not a curated record. NCBI's taxonomy places the organism in Eukaryota, Euglenozoa, Kinetoplastea, Trypanosomatida, Trypanosomatidae. Gene Ontology annotation, biological process: autophagosome assembly; nucleophagy; autophagy of mitochondrion.
AUGUCUAUACGACGCUCUCUGUACGAGGGGUUCAAAAAUGUUCACAAUAAGCUCCACAAUGUGAAAACAACAAGUGAUUUUCAAACCACUGGACGACUCACUCCGAAAGAGUUUGUGGAGGCAGGUGACGAACUCGUUCAGAAGAACCCUGUAUGGCAAUGGGUCGGUGGCCCUGAGAGCGUGCAAGACUAUCUCCCGAAAGAGAAAAAGUGCAUCGUCUACCGCGGUGCCCCAUGCACUGAACGAGCGCCAGUCGACCCUACGAACGUUUCACCAGAGGCAGUUGAUGAGGACGACUUUGUGUUGACAGAAGCCCCACAGGUUGCCCUGCCCGCAACAGUCAUCGAAGAGGAAAAAGUGCUCACCUGGGACGAAGAUGACGAUGACUCCGGCGAAGACGAUGUUGUUGCCACGGCAACUGACAACUCAAACCUGCGCGUCUAUGAUGUUUACAUUGUGUACGACAAAUACUACCAAACACCGCGUAUGUAUUUGGUGGGGUACGCUAGCGAUCAUGUAACACCUCUCUCGAUGGAUCAAAUGAAAGAGGACGUUUACCGAUCCAACUAUGGCAAAACAGUCACCAUUGACCCCCAUCCUGUUCUCUCGAUUCCGUGCAUCAGUAUUCAUCCUUGCCGACACGCUGAGACAAUGCGCAGCUUGAUGCAUCGAAUGCAAGAAAACUACAAUCGCGAAAAGGCGAAUGAUCCCAACGCUGAGCCGUUUGUUUUCCCCACCCACUUAGCCUUGCUUCUCUUCUUGAAAUUCAUCUCUACUGUUCUCCCAACAGUUCAGUACGACGUUUCCUCGGGUUUUCACUUAGUGUGA